This is a messenger RNA of Rhipicephalus microplus (southern cattle tick), 2081 nucleotides long. RefSeq lists its product as uncharacterized. The record is from RefSeq and is a predicted model, not a curated record. Lineage: Eukaryota; Metazoa; Arthropoda; Arachnida; Ixodida; Ixodidae.
CUUGCGAUGUGCGAGACGGCUGCUGCACAGAACACCCAGUCUUCGAUACGUUUAUCCUGAUAAGCCAACGGAUUUUCAGUGUCAGCUUGACAACUACCGUUGAUUAGUUGGCGCGCUAUCUCCGUCACGUAACGCAAUUGUGUUUAGUUGCGGAUUCAACCUCUUCUUGCUAAACGGGAUCCCGUAUGUUGACACCCGGCGGGAGCUUGCGGGACAUACUUCUUCCCGCGCUAUUCUCGUUGUUCUAAGCUAGCUGCAAAGCAAGACAGGGGGAAAAAAGGGGGGAGCCCGGAAACGCUAUUAGGUAUUUACGAUGCGGUGGAUAACGUUUGACACGUCCGCUGAUGGGAUAUUCAGCCGCGAAUUGUGUCUCGAAGACAGCGAGUUUUUACGUUCGCACAUUGACACUUUCAAGUGCAUGUGGCACGAACAGACUCGAAUAUAUUGGGUACGGAUGAUUAUAAGUCUAAGAGAAUACGUGAGAAAACACGUCUUUACAAGUGAAUCUCUGGAAGGGCUCGGUGCACCUCGACAAAUUUUCGAGAUGUUAGUAGAAUAUUCUUACAUAAACAUCUGCUCAAGUUUUACGCAAGAAACUUUUGGAAGAGCCAAGGAAUUCCUAAUGGCCAUUAUACACGUUGCGGCAAAUCAAAAUAUGAGUGGCAGCAUAGGAGCACGACCACUGUCAAACGACCCGUUCUACAACAAAUUUACGAGAGAUUCUUAUAGAACAGUAUUUGGCCAACCUUCUAAUGUACUCAGGAUGAAGUUACAGGUGUACGCAACUGCGCCGCUGUACAGCCGUUUUGCGGCAGGCGUUGUUGCCGUGCUGAAGCAGUGGAUAAAGGCCACCGACUGCACCCUUAAGCACUACUACCUGAACUUUACCUCCAACCCCUACUGGUCCAUCCCCGAUGACUUCUGCCCUCAAAAACCGUUUUUCAACUAUGUCGACGAAUACUGCUUCGGGUGGCAGAACCCAGACUACGAUGAAGUCGGGGAGGUCAUGCGCAAGGCGCCCGACCGUGCUGCAGAGUUUGCGGAAGUCGUCGCACUGCUGCCCAGCGAACUCAUGGAUAUCGAGGAAUAUAUGAGUGAUGACUGCAGUGAGUACAGCUCCUGCAGCGAUGAUGAGCAUGGCAUCAAGAACUGGAGCAGCAUAAUGUUUGCCGUGAGCGAUCACAUCAUGGAGAACUGUUCAUUCCACAUUUCUCGACAGUGCAGCACCUGUAGGGCUCACGGCACGUUCUCGGAUGAUUCCGAGCCGGACGACUCGGACUUGGACGAUGUUGGGGACAAGAACUGCAUGUUCUGGAACCGGCGUGAGGUCAUAGUCAUACUGCAGGCUGCAGAGAAGAUGUUCAGGGAGAGAAUGCUGGACGAAGUCCUGAAAGCUCAAAUCGGUGAAGCUUGCACCUGUGAAGCGCAAGCCGACGGCAGCACGUCAGAUGCUUCCGUUCCACGGAAGAAAAAGAAGUCCAAAAAGAAACUCUCCGUCACCCUCUCCACCAAUGUCACGUCGACAGGGAAGCGACCGCAACCCACCUUGAUGAAGAAUGGCGCGGAUCCUCUGCCACCAAGGUCUCGAGCCGAGGUGAUCAACCUCGACGAAGAGGACAAAGCCAGCAAGCUCACCACCGCCCUAGAAGGACUCAUGUUGAAGAUAGAAGGGAGUGGCGAAGCCACGUCCACUGCCCAGCAACCUGAAAAGCCUCAGGAAACACCGAAGCCUCCGCAAAAGGCAUCAUCGUCAAAAGCCAAGUCUAAGCCAGAACAGAUGCCAGCACCAGCGAAGAAAGUCCAGGUUGCAGACAAGAAAUCGUCAGCCAAGGCUGCCCCUGCCGCACUAAAAACUGCACAGCGGAAGUGUGCCAAGUGCGGCAAAAGCGAAGACGUCAAGCUCAAAAAGUGUGCACUGUGUGUCCAGCAGAAGAUGGACCCGGUGUAUUACUGCUCCAGGGAGUGUCAAACGGAAGACUGGGACGAGCAUCAAACAGUUCACAUGGAAGACCUCAACUAAGCCCUGCAAGCACCGAAAGAAUUAAUAAAAUUGCGCUUUAACAUUUCGUUUCAACAUCUUU